Molecule: messenger RNA, 549 nt
Organism: Haliotis rufescens (red abalone)
Lineage: Eukaryota; Metazoa; Mollusca; Gastropoda; Lepetellida; Haliotidae
Exons: 1
Coding region: 1-549 (182 amino acids)
Biological process (GO): DNA integration
Molecular function (GO): nucleic acid binding
Source: RefSeq, a predicted model, not a curated record
AUGGCCUUUAUCACCCUGGAGCCAUCAAAGGGAGGACAGCAACAUGUUCUAGUAGUGACUGACCACUUAACCCGCUAUGCCAAGGCCUACACAACCAAGAACAUGACGGCCAAGACAACCCCUGAAGUCUUCUUCAACAAUUUCAUUAUACAUUAUGGGAUAUCUAAGCGUAUCCUUUCGGAUCAAGGAGCCAACUUCACUGGGAAUCUCAUGCAGGAGUUCUGUGAACUUCUGAAAAUCAACAAAUCCCGAACUACACCAUAUCAUCCAAUGGGGAAUGGGAUAUGUGAUUGUUUCAACAGGACUCUCUGCAACCUGCUUGGUACUCUUGACCAAGAUAGGAAGAAGACUCGGAAAGCCUAUAUUGGACCAUUAGUACACGCAUACAACUGUACUCGCCAUGAAUCAACAGGCUUUGCACCAUUCAUCUUGAUGUAUGGACGCCAUCCACGUCUCCCGGUUGACAUAGCUUUUGGACUUGACAUGGAUUCAUCCAAGUCAAAAUCAAUGACCUGUUGCAUCAAAGAUUUGAAAGAUCGUCUCACCUAA